Molecule: messenger RNA, 828 nt
Organism: Pistacia vera
Lineage: Eukaryota; Viridiplantae; Streptophyta; Magnoliopsida; Sapindales; Anacardiaceae
Product: glyceraldehyde-3-phosphate dehydrogenase 1, cytosolic-like
Exons: 9
Coding region: 261-743 (160 amino acids)
Source: RefSeq, a predicted model, not a curated record
CGACUUAGUUGGACAUGCACGCACUGGUUAGUUUGGGAGAAGACUACAAGAAGGAAGAAAUGGAAAUAAUGAUGUGUGCAGCACGCCUCUGCCUCUUGCAUUCAUCUUCUAGAAGGCCAACAAUGAAGAUGAUUAUCGGAAUUGAUCCACGUACAUGCUCUAAAAUUUGUGGGAUCUGAAGAAAAAGCCGAAGUACUUGCUGAUAAUCACAGUUGGUCUGAAUUAGAGGCAAAAUAUUGAUAGAAUGGUUAAAAAGUUUUAUGAGGAUUUCCAACUUUUGCUUUUCCACUAUGAUGGUCGGACAAGUGAAUGGGAUGAAUUUGAGUGGUCAAAGAGCGCAAUCCAUGUUAGUGCAAGGAGACAAACAAAAUGGUGGUAUGCAAAAAGGCUUUUGCAUCCUGACGUUGUUGCAGCUUAUGAGUAUAUUUUUAUUUGGGAUGAAGAUCUUGGCGUGGAACACUUCAACGGGGAGAAGUUUACAGAAGAGAAACCUGGCUGGUGCAGUGAUCCACAUGUGCCUCCAUGUGCUACACUGGUGUAUCACUAUAUGCACUCUUGAGCUUAUUUAUAAAGGGAGAAAGGAAAAAGUUACCUGGAUAUGGAGGAGGAGGGACCUGGUUGAGAUCCCUUGGCGCAAUUAUGGGGCUGAGUAUAUUGUUGAAUCUUCUGCGGUCUUCACAACAACUGACAAGGCCUCAGCUCACAUAAAGGAAAAAAGGAUACAUUUGUGCAAUAAUGCUUGAAGGAGAAGCUCAUCUUACUUGAAGGAGCAGAAGCAGAGUUAAGGGCAUAGUCCAACAACAAGAAAAUAAGAUAAACAGUUGUAUG